Molecule: messenger RNA, 626 nt
Organism: Drosophila teissieri
Lineage: Eukaryota; Metazoa; Arthropoda; Insecta; Diptera; Drosophilidae
Exons: 1
Coding region: 1-351 (116 amino acids)
Source: RefSeq, a predicted model, not a curated record
AUGGGCAUGGGCUUGGGUCUUGGCCUCGGUCUUGGCACCAUGAGUCAUGGCACCACCGGUACCCUGACGCCCCACGGAGUGGCCACCGCCACCUCGCCCACCGCCCAUUCGGCACCGCUGGGCAAUAUCUGCAACACGCUGCCACAUGCACCAAGCUCCUCCUGCGGCAGCGGCGGCGGCCUAUCUUCCUCCAUGGCCAGCAACCUGCCACUGAACCGGAAUCUGGUAAUGCUGCGCAAUCAUCUGCGCAAGAAUACGGGCGGUAGCAUUACCGGAAAUGGCGGCGUAGGAGCUUCCGGUGUUGGAGCACAACUGCUGCAGGAUCAGGACGACAGGCUGGAGGAUCAAUAACCCAUUUACUACAUCAAGUUCUUAGUUUAGUCUCCCGUUGAGUUAGGUGUAUUUCAAUUGCUGUGAUUCGAUAGUGAAAACAAAAGGCCAACACGCGUCUUUCAGUUCAAAUGUAUAGUAUGUAUAGAGAGAGAUAGACAGACAGUUAAGUGAGAGAGAGAGAGAGAGAGAGAGCGGUAUAGUGGGGGAUGUGUUUAGAUAGUGCAGAGAUAGUCAGAGUCAGUCAAUCCUUCCUCCGAUAAUGUUGGCAUUUACACAAAUAUUUAACACUUAUA